UUAUUUUGCGGGCAUGUGCUUUCACUUACUAUUCUCAGAAUCACAAAACAACCACGAGACUGGCUUCCUCAAAGACUUACAAAAAUUAAUUGUUACACGUCCGAUGAUAAGAUAAAAUUACCGAAGGAAGGAACAAUUCAUUGAAUUUAAAAGAUGAUGAAAUGGAAAAAAGUACUGAGCUGUCUCAUCUCUUCUCGCCUGAUGUCCACAUCAAGUAUAAAUUUGUUGACGAAAAAUUCCGAAAAAGUUUUCCAAUCCCAUUUGGAAAAAAUUAGUGGGGAAGUAACUCACAACUUGUAUGGCGUGGCGAGGCAACUCGUAAAGUUUCAACAAGAUGCAGAUGAGAUUAUUUCAUUGCAAGGAGAGGCGGAGAAAGAUGCUGAACUUCAGUCCAUGGCAGAGAAAGAUUUGGCUGUUUUGCAAGAACAUAUUGCCACUUUAAAACACAGGUUCCUCACCGAGCUAGUUGACCAUUACAGGAUGGACCCCGUGUAUUCUUCCUGUCACGAAGUCUUGCUCGAAGUCUCUCCCGGCGUUGGGGGUCAAGAAGCAAUGCUCUUUAGUCAAGAUUUACUUACCAUGUAUUCCAACUAUGCUAGCUAUAUGCGGUGGAAUUACUCUAUUGUCCACCAGGACUUUAGUGAACUUGGUGGCCUCCGCCAAGGAUCUAUCUUAAUCAACUCUCCUUCUGCAUACAAAACGCUAAACCUCGAAUCCGGGGUCCAUCGAGUUCAACGCGUCCCCAAGACAGAGAGAGCUGGUCGUAUUCACACCUCCACGUCGGCUGUUUCUAUCCUUCCCACUUUAGAUGAUGUUGAUAUAAAAAUCGACGAGAAAGAUUUAAAAGUAGAAACACGGCGGUCGUCCGGUGCUGGGGGUCAACACGUCAAUACAACCGAUUCUGCCGUUAGAAUGUAUCACACCCCUUCUGGUCUAGUUGUUGAUUGUCAAACGGAACGGAGUCAGAUUCGAAAUAGAGCGGCCGCCUUGAAAAUGCUUAAAAGCAAAUUGUACCAAUUAGAGUAUGAAAGAAAUUUGAAGAUGAGCAAAGAUUUGAAAAAGAUGCAGAUCGGAUUAGCUGAGAGGUCGGAUAAGAUUAGGACGUACAACUUUAUGCAGGAUAGAAUUACAGAUCAUCGAUAUUCGUAUACGACGCAUGACAUGACAGGAAUACUAUCCGGUGGUAUAGCUUUUGAUAAUUUUCUACAAGAAAUCAAAUUACGAGAGGUCGAUCGUGUCUUGAGUUUGUUAUAGACUAGAGUUUUUAUUUAUUCGGUUUCUUUUGAUUGUCUAUUUCAUCCUAAAUUAUACACACACAUGUAUCGACGGAGGAGGUAGUAAUUAUUAUAUCAGUCGCCAGCAACUUUUUUAAAAUUUAUAUUCGAGAGAAAUUGGAGUUAAUUGAGGAUGAAAUAUUUUGGUUAAAAUUAAAAUUAAAAUUAUUUUUUAUUAGGAAAUAGAAAUCUAAGACGGUUUAUUAUAUUUCUAAAUAAGUCAGGCCGACUAUUAUGUCACUUGUUCACCGUGAUCGUUAUCUCAGAGUCUUCUUCUUCUUCUAUCUUCUCAGACUCGUUUUGAGGAGAGGCUGCAAUAAGCAAAUCAGACCAGAAAUUAGCUACGUGUUGAUUUCGAUAUUAAGAAAAUAGCAACAGUGGUUUAUACCUGGAACUAAACUUUGGUAAAAAUCCCUGUUCUCUUCUAACAUAUCCAGAAUAUCUUGGGCAUCGGGGUGCACCUAUGAUAAUUCAGUUUUGUUAUCCAUGAUCGCAAAAUAUAUAUAAAUGAAAAUACAAAGAAAUAAAAAGUUAGUACUUACGAGGUCGGCCCAUGUUUCCCAGAGUGGAUGAACAAUAAAGUCUAUGAAUCCAACCUGUA
Messenger RNA from Folsomia candida, 1875 nucleotides. RefSeq names its product peptide chain release factor 1-like, mitochondrial (gene mRF1). Bases 154 to 1254 code for a protein of 366 amino acids. Gene Ontology annotation, biological process: translational termination. Gene Ontology annotation, molecular function: translation release factor activity; protein binding. Lineage: Eukaryota; Metazoa; Arthropoda; Collembola; Entomobryomorpha; Isotomidae. The record is from RefSeq and is a predicted model, not a curated record. The transcript has 6 exons.